This is a messenger RNA of Populus trichocarpa (black cottonwood), 832 nucleotides long. RefSeq lists its product as uncharacterized. The record is from RefSeq and is a predicted model, not a curated record. Bases 71 to 421 code for a protein of 116 amino acids. NCBI's taxonomy places the organism in Eukaryota, Viridiplantae, Streptophyta, Magnoliopsida, Malpighiales, Salicaceae. The transcript has 3 exons.
AAUUGUAUACGUGGCUAUGAUGGAUGCCUUCGGUAACCACUCGCGUGUAUAGAGAGCGAGAGAAGAAAAAAUGGCUGUUGCAACGGGUAGAGCUUUCCUUAUUCAGCCAUGUUUUUCUUCUUCGUUAUGCUCCUUGCCUAAGAACGUAAAUAAGUCAUCAUAUGGUGCAGCACAUGUGUUUUGCCUGCCAAACCAGGAAGCACUCCUUGCACACCAAUUGUGGUUCAUGCCCAACAGCGACCUACAUGGCUUCCUGGGCUUGAUCCUCCACCAUAUCUUGGAACUCUGGCAGGAGAUUUUGGGUUUGACCCACUUGGCCUUGGAGAGGAUCCGGAAAGUGGUAUGUGAAGGCAGAGUUGGUCCAUGCUCGCUCGCUUUGCCAUGGCUGGAGUUGCGGGAAUUCUUUUCACAGAUGUACUGAAUUUGGCGAUUGAUGUCGUCAAUUAACAGAUAAGGAAAAGAAAAACCAGAACAUUUCCGACCUGCGGGGAUUCGAACAGCAACCUAAGGAUUUCGUCAUCGCACCACCGUCCUUGCUUUACCCGCUGAGCUAAUGUCGUCAAGCCGAAGAACCUGUUUUGUUUUUAACAUAUUAAUAAGAAAUUGAAAGAUGCUGUUGCUGAAGUCCGGCAGCGAUAUUCAGCAUGCAAUUUGAUACCCACAGGGGAAAAAUCCAAUCUUGUUUAUCACCAAACUUACAAAUUGACAAAAUUCUUUGAUUAAACCAAUCUCACACCUUUACAAUGAUUCGAUUCGAUGGUCGAAAGUCCAAAAGCCUACAUGUAUAUCAUGAAUCAGUGAGACAAAAAUAUAAACCAAUGAACUUGUAAUG